Molecule: messenger RNA, 1498 nt
Organism: Pogoniulus pusillus (Red-fronted tinkerbird)
Lineage: Eukaryota; Metazoa; Chordata; Aves; Piciformes; Lybiidae
Gene: RAMAC
Product: RNA guanine-7 methyltransferase activating subunit
Exons: 3
Coding region: 211-567 (118 amino acids)
Biological process (GO): RNA 5'-cap (guanine-N7)-methylation
Cellular component (GO): mRNA capping enzyme complex
Molecular function (GO): RNA binding
Source: RefSeq, a predicted model, not a curated record
AAGCGCCCUACAAAUCUCAGCGCUGUUUAUGCCAACUCCCGAUUUCGGGGAACCAAUUUUUCCAGUCCACUGAGCUCACCGAGAAGCCGGAGGAGACGCCGGCCUGAGGUGGACCCGCCCCGACGGCAGCGGCAGGAAGCGGCAGAGCUCGGCCCGGAAGAGGACGGCUGCGGCGGGGGCUCGGCAACGCUGGAGGCGCAGGUUUUCAGAAUGGCUUCCUUGGAUGAUGCGCCCUUGAAUUAUGAAAAGAUGUUUGCUCAUCGGUUCACAUCAGAUGACGAAGAGUACCAAGAAUAUCUGAAACGUCCCACAGAUCCCCCUCCUAUAGUUGAAGAAUGGAGAAACAGAUCUGGGGGCAACCAGAGGAACAGAGACCGGUUUCAAGAUGGUAGAUAUUUUAGAGGAGACAGAUACAACUGGCAAGGGGACUACAGAUAUAAUCAGAGGCAGGAAAGAAGUUGGGGCAAUAACUACCAGCAGCACAGACAAGGGCAGUCAUACUCCUCUCCCUAUGGACAAUAUGGCUACAACUCCUACAACCCUGGGCCUCGUUACCAUCCCUACUGAUGAUACUUGUGGGUUGAGAGUCCAGCAAUGCUAUGUAACAAAUUCUGUUAGUCUUCAGUUUUGUUAUUUUUCCACAGUUUUAUAGAUAAGAAGAGUGUUUACAGUCCACUGCUCUUUAUCUGUAGUGUGAGUUGAAAAAUGGAGCACCUCUUGUGAAUAAUGUUAUACAGAGACUCUUUAGGGUCUAUAGAUGUUAAAUUUCUAUCAUUCUUUUGUCUGAAUACAUACUAGUACACUUCUUUUCUUCCAUCACCAAGAUAUGUCUCCUACAUUUUACAAAACACAACAGGUCAGGGGAAAAUAGCUGCAAUUUGUGUGCAGCCUGUAGCAAUGGCACAUUGCCUUAAGAUAGGUCUUAAGAAAGUGACAUACUGCGUCUUUCUCUGGACAGAAUUUCUUAGUUUGACUUUUGAUAGAAAAGCUUAGUUCAGUUUGAAUUUCAGAUGCCUUAAAACUGAGAAGACAGAUGCUAUUACAGAAAUAUUUUAUGGGGUUGACAUAGUGUCUGAUGACUCAAUGGCUUCAAUUUAUUUGCAGUAUGCCUCUUAAAACAGGUUAGAAUUUGGAAUAAAAAAUUAAGUAGUUUAUGUAUCUUUUUAUUGUAGCAGUUCUGUGAUACCUAGAUUUUGCCUGAGAAGUGAUAGCAGACUUAGAUUAAUUUGUAUAGUCUUAAAAUAAAUUGGGUACAUGCGUAACAAAUUCUGGAUUUCCCAUUUCAGUAAAGCUGUGAAAUUUUGAUGCUAAUUGUAAUUAGUUUGUAUUAAACACUUUCUGCAUGUUACAGAAGAAAGGAACCAUAGUCAGCACUGUCCUGUACUUUUUGCAUGAGAAAAUUAGGCAUAAGCAUUGAGUGCAGAGCAUUAGUCCUUAGAAUUUAAGUUUUGUGGGUUUUUUUAAGUAUUCACACAAUAAAAGUAUAGUUCACACAGAA